Messenger RNA from Coregonus sp. 'balchen', 24139 nucleotides. The record is from the annotation of a GenBank genome assembly. Lineage: Eukaryota; Metazoa; Chordata; Actinopteri; Salmoniformes; Salmonidae.
AUGGAGUGGCAGCCGGAUGAACAGGGACUCCAGCAGGUCCUCCAGCUCCUCAAGGACUCCCAGUCCCCCAACACGGCCACACAGAGAGCCGUGCAACAAGUAUCCUCUUCAUGUACAGACACUGACUGGAGAGGGGGUUAGUGGGAUGGGGACCUGUAUGGCAGUGGUACUUCUGUGUGCUCUUCUGUGGUCCUCAGUUGGUAGAGCAUGGUGCUUGCAACACCAGUAUAGUGGGUUAGAUUCCUGGGACCACCCAUACGUAAACUGUAUCACCACAUUAGUGUAAGUUGCUUUGGAUAAAAGUGCCUGCUAAAUGGCAUAUUAUUCUAUGGUUAUUGCAUCAUCUAGUUCAGUUUGCAGGGAUCUCAGUCUAUGGGGCCUGUAUUGACAAUGUAUCACAGUGGCGAUAGUGUUAUAAGACAGUCACUCUGACUGUCCCUCUGGAUAUGAUGCAUUCUAUAGAACUCCUGACUGUUACUGAUGGUGUUAGUAUUCAUACUGUCUGAUCCAGAGGUCUCUCAUACUACUCUGUCUGGUCCUUUAGAGUUUGCCUUUGUUAGUAUAGCAUAUAAUCCUAACCCUCCAAUCCAUAACUUCCACUAGCCUACUUAUUACUUACUUAAACCCUUGUCCUCAUUAGGAACCAUAGGUAAGGCUACUUAUAGCAGCAGUUAUUUCAAAAUCAUUCAUAUGGUACAACCUAUACAAAGGGGUGGCAACCAUUUCUGCAGCUUUAGAAUUAAACUUAGCUGGUAUGUGACGAAAUCACAGAUCCGUUGCAUUCCAAACUCUGUCAAAUUCCUAACUUCUGAAAUAAGCACCGCACUUAGUAUUUCAACUGGUGGUAUUUUUCCUCUGUCUAAAUGUCACCAGUAGAUUACACUGCUGCAGUGAAAGUGUACUUCUAGUUAUUUGUUUGAGUUUAGCAUCAUGUGAGUUGUCUGUGAUGUGAAAUUGCCCUUAACCGUGCUGUCAGAAACUUGAACAGCUCAACCAGUUCCCUGACUUCAACAACUAUUUAAUCUUUGUGCUCACAAGACUGAAAACUGAAGGUGAGAGCCCUCUGUCUGUGUGAGUGAGUUUAUAUGUUGUAGGUGAGCGUCCAGUAGCCUGAGUCGUGUUCAUUAGGGUACACCGUAUUACUUCUUAGCUCAAAUGAGUUUUUGGUUUCUUUGUGUUGUCCAUUCUUUGGUCAGCAUGCCGUCAUUAUCUGCUUGCCUUGUUAUUAGUGGUUCUCCAGACUGCUGCGUGUCAUUUGGAACGCACGUUGCUGUGGCCUUCGUCUGCAUCUUUGACAUUCUCCUCUUUUUCUUCCUCUACCCCAUGACCGCCCGACUUCAUCCUCUUCUCCCAUUCCUCCCUCCUGCUCUCUCUCUCCAGAUGAGCCCACUCGUUCUCUGAGUGGUCUGAUCCUGAAGAACAAUGUGAAGGCCCACUACCAGAACUUCCCCCCGGCCGUGGCUGACUUCAUCAAGCAGGAAUGCCUCAACAACAUAGGCGACCCGUCACCCCUCAUCCGUGCCACCAUCGGUGAGUCAGUGUGUGUGUGUUAGGUCUGGGUGUGUGUGUGUGUGUGUGUGUUAGGUCUGGGUGGGUGUGUUAGGUCUGGGUGGGGGUGUGUUAGGUCUGGUUGGGUGUGGGUGUGUGUGUGUUAGUUUGGGUGUGUGGGUGGGGUUAGGUCUGGUGUUGUGAGUGGGGGGGGUAUGUGUGUGUGUUAGGGUCGGGUGUGGUGUGGGGGGUUUGUGGUUAGGUCUGGGUGGGUGUGGUGUGUUAGGUUAGGGGGGUGGUGGUGUGUGUGUUUAGGUCUGGGUGGGUGGUGGUGGUGUUAGGUUGGGUGGGUGUGUGUGUGUUAGGUCUGGGGUGUUGGUUAGGUCUGGGUGGGUUGUGUGUUAGGUCUGGGUGGGGUGUGGGUGUGGUUGGUUGGGUGGUGUUGGGUGUGGUGUUGUGUUAGGUCUGGGUGGUGUGUGUGUGUUAGGUGGGUGGGUGUGUGGCGUGUGUUAGGUCUGGGUGGGUGUGUGCGCGUGUGUUAGGUCUGGGUGGGUGUGUGCGUGUUAGGUCUGGGUGGGUGGGUGUGUGUGCGUGUGUUAGGUCUGGGUGGGUGGGUGUGUGCGUGUUAGGUCUGGGUGGGUGGGUGUGUGCGUGCGUGUUAGGUCUGGGUGGUGGUGGGUGGGUGUGUGCGUGGUUAGGUCUGGGUGGGUGGGUGUGUGUGUGUUGGGGGGGGGGGGGGGGGGGGUUAGGUCUGGGUGGGUGUGAGACAGAGACAUGGUUCUGUCUGUGUGGUGACAGUAGGUGUGUCUUGGCAUGCAUUGCAUCUGUCUCGGGUAACUGCUGUCCUUGGCUUUAAUGUGGUUAAUUUUUCUCACCGUCCCUCCCUUUAGUACAGGGGUGUCAAACGUCCGGCCCACGGGUUUAAUCCGGCCCGCGAGAUAAAAAAAACAAAACAAUUUUUUUUAAUAAUAAUUUUGUACAGUAUAAAAAUGCGCUGCAAUUUUUCAAUAAAAUAAACUGCUGUUCCAAUUGCGUCCACUGGAUGGCGCAAUAGCAAUUGUGUUAAGCAAGCAAACUGUUUAUACCGGGGCAGAGCAAGUAGGUCAAGCACGUGCAGCCAAUGAGCUACUUUGUUUUGCCCGCGAUAUUUAUUACGGCUUCUACUUUUAACAUUAUGUGCUUUGGCACCCUCAUUGCCCCAAUAUGUCUCUGUCAAAAAAGAGAAAUGUGGACGCAGAGUGUUCCAAGAAAAAUGGUCAUCCUAUUUAUGCUGAAAGAAUAUAACCUUCGUCGCCACUAUGUGAGUCUUUAUGCCGACAAAUAUGACAACUUUCAAGGACAGCGGAGAUGAGAGAAGGUGAAUGAACUGUUGGCGGGUCUGAAGAAACAGCAGUCUGUGUUUACUCACAGCCGAGACAUCAGUGACGCUGCAGUGAAAGCUAGCUACCUCAUUGCUAAUGAAAUCGCAGUGGCUUCAAAACCAUUUAGUGAGGGUGAAUUUGUAAAAACAUGCAUGAUGAAGGCAGCGGAGAUUGUGUGCCCUGAAAAGCGGCAGGCUUUUGCAAAUAUCAGCCUGACAAGAAACACAGUUGCAGACAGGAUUUCCGAUCUUUCAGUGGAUUUGGACAGCCCGUUGAAGCAAAAAGUAAAGUCAUUUAUUGCGUUUUCGGUUGCAAUUGAUGAAAGCACGGACAUUACAGAUGUUGCACAACUGGCCAUUUUCAUCCGCGGAGUUGAUGACACAUUGACCGUCACCGAGGAGUUCGUGGAGUUGGUGCCGAUGACAGAUACAACGACAGCAGCUGAUAUUUUUACCGCACUCGUCGGCGCGCUGGACAGGGUCGGAGUGGACUGGUCCCGGCCUGGCUACAGAUGGUGCGCCCUCAAUGAUCGGGAAAAAAGCAGGCGUUGUGACAAAGUUCAGAGAGAAAGUGCAAUCUGCAAAUGGAGGACGUGAUUUUUUGACUUUUCACUGUAUUUUGCACCAGGAGGCUUUGUGUUGCAAGUCAUUAAAGAUGGAUAACGUCAUGAAGGUGGUCAUCCAAACUGUUAAUUUCAUCCGAUCCAGAAGCCUGAAUCACCGUCAGUUUGACAGCCUUCUCAGAGAGAAAGACCACAUCUAUGGCCUGCCAUACCACACUGAGGUAAGAUGGUUAAGCCGAGGUGCUGUGCUGAGGCGUUUCUUUGAUUUACGAGAAGAAAUUGAACAGUUCAUGGAAGAAAAGGGCAAACCAGUGUUAGAAUUUCAUUCCGCAGAAUGGAUGCAGGACCUUGCAUUUAUGGUGGAUGUUACAGAGCACCUGAAUAACUUGAACAAACAGCUGCAAGGGCGCAACAAAGUUGUCACGCAGUAUUAUGACAGCAUACGUUCUUUCAAGUUGAAGCUGUCAUUGUGGGAGACGCAACUUGCCGGUGGUGAUGCAGCUCACUUCCCCUGUCUGAAAAAUGUGUGCGCGACCCAACAUGUGGCAGACAUGAAGCGGUUCAAAGAUAAAAUAACGGGACUGUUACGGGAGUUUGAGCAACGCUUUCAGAUUUAUGUUUUUAUGUUGAUGUGCUAUUGUUUUUAAUUGAUUUUAUUUUAUUUGUAUAUUUAACCUAUUCUUGACUAUGUGGUUCUUGCACUUGUUUGGGGAACAGGAUUUCAUUAUUUUUUAUCUACAUUUCUGCCUGAGAAAUGACACCCUGAUAUAGUUCUGUGAUCUGUGAAACAGUUCUGUUAAUCACUGAGGCAUUGUGUGUUUGUGUUCUUUUUCAUUAGAAUUUUCAAAUAAACUUGACGUGUUUUAUGAUUAAUAGUGAUGUUGUGCUUGUACUAUUUUGGACACACUGUCCUCAGGCUCCAGCUUUAUGUUGUAUGUUGAUCGUAUUAAAACAAAGAAAACAAUCUGAAGUUGUUGUUUUUAAGUUAUAUAUACCAUGAUUUUUCCGGUCCGGCCCACUUGGGAAUAGAUUUUCCUCCAUGUGGCCCCUGAGCUAAAAUGAGUUUGACACACCUGCUUUAGUAGCUAUCUUCACUUUCCUCAUCCCCCCCCAAACAGACAUCUCUCUUCCCCCAUCCUGCCCUCUGGAUUUGAUGCAUUCUAUAUAACUGCUGACUGUUAAUGAUGGUGUUAGUUUUCAUACUGUCUGAUCCAGAGGUCUCUCUAUACCUUAACUCUCUUGUACAUCCCUGUUUCCCCACAUCUCUGGUCUGACAAGACAGCAUAGGUGGAAGCAAUGUAGUGGAACCCUUCAGGAGUGUUUACUUUCACCUCUCCACUUCUCCCAGAUCAGUGGGUUCAAUUGUUUUGCUUCGCCUUGUGCCCCGGGUGGGUGGAGAUUUCACUUAAGGACCAAUGCGAUGGUCUAAAAUGUGCAAACUCUGCCCACCCUAGUUACCGGGCAAUGCAAAACCAACAUGCUCAGUGAGAAUGGCAGUGUCACCUCCAAGAGACUGCUAUUUUAGUGUUAAGAGGAAGCCACCGUGUGAGUGUUGCUUCCUAACCUCUUUCUCUUCAUCUCUCUCUCAGGUAUCCUGAUCACCACCAUCACUUCCAAAGGGGAGCUGCAGACAUGGCCGGAGCUGCUGCCCCAGCUGUGUAACCUGCUCAACUCUGAGGACUACAACACCUGCGAGGUCAGGAGCUACCUGCCUACCUCACACUCACCUCUUUUUCUACUCUCCCUUUCUUUUCCAUCUGUCGCCCUUCUCCAUUUUUUGUCCUCCUCCUUCCCCGUCUCCCUUGCUUUUCUUUUUCCCCUCCUUCCCUGUCCCUCUCUCUUUCCCCUUCCUUCCAUGUCUUCAUAUCCCUUCUUCGGUCUUCCUUCCCUGUCCCCUCCUUUACCUCUCCACAGCUCUCUUUACCUCUCCACAACUCUCUGUACCUCCUAAGAGUUAUUUUACUCGUUGCUAAAUGUUUUCAGUAGCGUUCUCUCUCCCCAUCCCAUGCCAUCUGGAUAUGAUGCAGAACACCUUGACAGUGAUUGCCAGUGAUGCUUGUUGUAUUCAUACUGUCUGAUCCAGACCUGUAGCCUAUUGUCUCAAAUCAUCCUACGUCAUCCCCCUCUGUUGCUCUGAGUUUGACUCUGUCUGUCUGCGUGUGUUCUCUUGAUCAGGGCUCGUUUGGCGCCCUGCAGAAGAUCUGCGAGGACUCGUCGGAGCUGUUGGAGAGCGACGCGCUCAACCGCCCUCUCAACAUCAUGAUCCCCAAGUUCCUGCAGUUCUUCAAGCACUGCAGCCCCAAGAUCAGGUCAGUCCGAGGUCCCCUGUACCUCCAGACUAUCCUGUUCCCAGAUCAGUUUGUGCUGUCUUGCCAACUCCUGUGGUCAUAGUUAUGACUAGAAGAGUUGGCAAGACAGCACAAACAGAUCUGAGAACAGGCUGCCUCUAGACUCCAUUGGCUGUUUCUGUUCUUACUGUUGUGUUCAGUAGAGCAUAGCACAACGUUUUACAACGGAUUACACAUCUGUGUUCUUAUUGGACCAGCUUAGGUAGUUGCGUGGAACAUUUGGGUCGGUUUCAAAAAGUUUUCCUCCUACUUAUCCCACUGUUUUCAAAUACAUUCAUUUGCUGUGACUCAUGGUGAUAUUGUCUCUGCCUGUAGAUCUCAUGCCAUCGCCUGUGUGAACCAGUUCAUCAUCGGCAGAGCCCAGGCCCUGAUGGACAACAUCGACACCUUCAUCGAGGUGAGCAUCAGGCAACACACAACACUGUGUUGACCAUAGAAAUAUAAUUGUUGUGGUUUGAUGGGCUAUGCCCAUUCUAGUAGUUCUACCUCUAUGGUGGUGACACUGAAGAACACUGAGCUCUUCUGGCUAUGAUGCAGAACACCUUGACAGUGAUGGUCAGUGAUGCUUGUUGUAUUCAUACUGUCUGAUCCAAACCCUACAGCCUCUUACAUGUCCAUCGUCUAGGCAACGGUGUGAACUGUAAUCAAUGGUGUUGAGGAUAGCUGUAGAUUCAAGACUGACAUCGGUUUCUCUUAUUUUCUUCUCUGGCACCACUCUUUCCUUCUCUUUCCCUCUCUCUCUUCGUGUCUCUGUCUCUCUCAGAGCCUGUUUGCGCUGGCUACAGACGAGGACUCGGAGGUGAGGAAGAACGUGUGCCGCGCUCUGGUCAUGCUGCUGGAGGUCCGCAUCGACCGGCUAAUCCCUCACAUGCACAGCAUCAUACAAGUGAGACCACCACCACUUCCUUAUUUACACUCCCACAGACCAAUCAGCACGUCCGACACUGUCAUACCUCAUCAGCCAAUCCCAACCCCUGACACUGCUGUGUCUGUAUCUCUCUCCCGCCAGUACAUGCUGCAGCGCACACAGGACCCGGAUGAGAACGUUUCUCUGGAGGCCUGUGAGUUCUGGCUCACCCUGGCCGAGCAGCCCAUCUGCAAGGAGGUGCUCUCUGGACACCUGGUGCAGUGAGUAAUCCUAAACAUACCUGUAACAUACAGCAUCACCUGGAUUGUGUUGGUUGUACGUGAUGUAGAGAGAGGGGGGAACGGUCAGGUCAGAGGUGAAGAGGGGAACAGAGGUUAGUCAAUAGUACAGCUUGUAAGAGUAACAUACCCAUAGAGGUCCUAUAGUUCAUAGUGUAUUUAAUUCUGUCAACAUACUGUACUGUGUUCUAUUAGGUGUGAAGAGAAGGAAGUUCAGAGGAACAGAGAAUGUUGAUUCCAUUUCAGUAGUGUUGGCUAGCUGUAGUAUAAGACCUCUCAUGACGUUUACCCUCUCCCCUUCCCAUGCUGUCUGGAUAUGAUGCAUAACACAUUAACUGUGAUGGUCAGUGAUGCUUGUUGUAUUCAUACUGUCUGAUCCAGACAGCUGCAGCCCACUUGCCACAUCUGACGCUGUAUAACUUCAAUCUAUUAUUAUAUGGAACCAAGAAAUGCUGUGUUGUUGAUUGACCAACAAUGGAAAGACUGCUUGACUAAUGGUGCCUUGUCUCUCUCUUCCCUCCUGUAGGCUCAUUCCUAUCCUGGUGAACGGCAUGAAGUACUCUGAGAUAGACAUUAUCCUGCUGAAGGUGAGCCUGCCUAUCUGUUCUGGGUGUGAAUGAUGACACCACACCUAUUUCUCCCCACCAGGGUUGUGUUCAUUAGGGCACACUGUAGCAAAACGUUUUGCAACGGAAAAUGAAAAUGACUGUUUCUUAUUGGACCAGUUUAGAUACUACCUCCCUGUUUCGGACCAUUUGUUCAGUUUCAUGCUUAAUGAACACGACCCAGAUGUCUUUCCUCCCACCCUCUCCUUACUGGUACUCUUGGUGUGAUGACAGCUUUAGCUUGAGACUUUACUGAUAUUUGAUGUAUUCAUACUCUCUGACCUAAGGCGUUGUAUCUGGUUAAUGCCAGUUAAUGGUGUAGCAGUGUUUUCCCCCCUGCUAACUGUCCACACAUUUCCAGUUCCAUAACACAUCACCUAGGCUAACCCACAGGGAAUUUCUGCCUGCCAGACACUCCUUACCCUGACUCAUAGUCCUCUGUCAUAGAAGCCACACACUUACUCAUUUCAGUGCAUUAAUACCCUACUGGCUAUUUCUGGCACUAAGCUGUGUCCAUAUGUCCAUGCUACAGCAUGCUUUUUUAGAAUGAGAAGGUCUUAGCCUCCUGAACUGAAACCUCAUUUGGUCCUGCUAUACUAGGAAACAGUCUCGGCCCUAGGUAUUGCCUGGAGUUUUUCCUAGUCAGGUCACGCGUUCCUGGAAAAACUCCUUGCCCAAGUUAUAAAAUAUUAGCCUGGUCCCAGAUAUUUUUGUGCUGUAUAGCCAUAUCUUAUGCUUGCUGUCAUGUUUCACAGCACAGACCUCGGACCAGAAAAAUAAAAUAUAGCAAUGAUUAAUGUAGUCUCUCUCUCCAGGGUGAUGUGGAGGAGGACGAGGCAGUGCCGGACAGUGAGCAGGACAUCAAGCCCCGCUUCCAUAAGUCACGCACCGUCACCCUGCAGCACGAGGGAGGAGAGGGAGAGGAGGGAGAGGACAUUGACGAAGAUGACGAUGAUGAUGACGAUACGUUAUCUGACUGGAACCUACGUGAGUCUGACAUGACUUUAAGCCAACUGUUACUGAAACCACCACAGCCAGGAUGGAGAAGAAUUAGCAAAAAGACUGAUACUGUCGAUUGGAUAGAGCAGGAGGAUUGUAUCUGCUGCAGGUCUACAUGAGCUUGUCCUGUGUAUGCUUGCUUAAAGCAGCAAUAAUAUAACUACAUUUGAUAGUCAUUCCUGUGGGACAUAUGUUGUCAAAAGUAACAAAACAAUUAAGUGGAUAUUCUUUCUGUAUUUGUGAAAAUAUAAGUGGAAGUUGUUAAGUCUUUCUAUAGACUCUUUAGGUCCUAGUGUUGCUUUUCUAGCCAAGAUCAGAGGUACUCUCACCAUCUAAACAGUACACUGAUUCAGUUACUUCCCUGUUUGGCUGCUCUGCUCUCUCCACUGUCAGUGCACUGCUCCCCAGCGUCUCAUUAGCAGUAAAGCUAGAGGUGGUAAUUGGACAGUGUGAACACUGAACAGCACAGCCAGAGUAGUGAUUACUGGCAUCAGUGAUGCUCCCUGCUGCUUUUCCCGGCAAUGGAGCGAUUCCCAUGCAGAGAUGCGCCAGAAAGGUGGAAGACCACUGUUAUCACAAUGGUGUCUGCAUAGAACAAAACGACAUAGAAUUGUUAUUCUGUAUCUGAGUGUUAGUUCACGUAACCUUUACUGAAAUGAUAUAGCUUUUUACCGGUGUCAUAACUAGAUCACAAGGUGGAUAAUUCUUAGACAUGAUUUUAUGGAAAUUGCUGUGUCAUUACUUCAGGGCUGUAGCUAGUCUCGUCAGCAAGACACCAACAUCAAUGACAUUCUGGUGACUGGAGAAUCUGACUUGAGGAGAAACCUAGAACGGCUGAAGUGGAGGGUAGGCUGUUGCUAGUGUGUUUGACUGUGUUUGCGUGUGUGCCGACUGCAGAAUGACUUUGCAUUUAACUGCUGCUGUGGAAAUGAUGACAUGUUCUCAUCUGAACAUAUAUGAUGCUAAUUAGAGAUCGUUUUCUGAUCUACAGCAGGAUAUUGGUAGGACUGGUCUCCUUAACCUCAAAGGAAUGGGUGUAUAGGCCAGCGUGGUUGGUUUAUUUGAAGAAUCUGUUACUGUUCAGACCAGUACAACAUGGCUUGGCCCAGAUUCAGUACUGUGAAAAGGGUAUGAUAUUAAAUGGCUAGUUCGCUCUAAAGCAUCUUAGUAUUUUGUUCAUAGUCCACUGUAAAUAAAUCCCCAAAUGUGCAUGUCCAGCAGUCAAGUCUUCAAGAUGGAGCAUUUCAGUACAGAGCAAAACUGUAAGAUCAUCAUGUUUCGAGUGAACAUCCCUAUCCAAAGUGUCUUCAACGUUUCGGAGCCAACCUCUGCCGUUGUUUGGGAACAGGGCCUUCACCUCCCCUGACUGGGUUGAACGCUGGCAUCUCUGGGCUGGGUUUUCAUCAGGGACAGACACGUGUAAGUAAAGAUGAUACACUAUCGGAGUUAUGAGUGCACUUCUCUUCUCAGCAUGGUGCUUGAGUUACCUGGUCUUCAUGACUGUCAAACCCAUCCCGGCUGUGCUUGAAAAUUUCUAAGCCUGGAGUCUCCAGAUCUCAACCCCAUAGAAAAUCUUUGGAGGGAGUUGAAAGUCCGUGUUGCCCAGCGACAGUCCCAAAACAUCACUGCUCUAGAGGAGAUCUGCAUGGAGGAAUGGGCCAAAAUACCAGCAGCAGUGUGUGAAAACCUUGUGAAGACUUACAGAAAACGUUUGACCUGUGUCAUUGCCAACAAAGGGUAUAUAACAAAGUAUUGAGAAACUUUUGUUAUUGACCAAAUACUUAUUUUCCACCAUAAUUUGCAAAUAAAUUCAUAAAAAAUCCUACAAUGUGAUCUUCUGGAUUUUUUUUCCUCAUUUUGUCUGUCAUAGUUGACGUGUACCUAUGAUGAAAAUUACAGGCCUCUCUCAUCUUUUUAAGUGGGAGAACUUGCACAAUUGGUGGCUGACUAAAUACUUUUUUUCCCCACUGUAUGUCCAUGCUACAGCAUGCUUUUUAGAAUGAGAAGGUCUUGGCCUCCUGAACUGAAACCUCAUUUGGUCCUGCUAUACUAGGAAACAGUCUCGGCCCUAGGUAUUGCCUAGAACUAUUGCCUGGAGGUUUUCCUAGUCAGGUCACGCGUUCCCGGAAAAAUUCCUUGCCCAAGUUAUAAAAUAUUAGCCUGGUCCCAGAUAUUUUUGUGCUGUAUAGCCAUCUCUUAUGCUUGCUGUCAUGUUUCACAGCACAGACCUCGGACCAGAAAAAUAAAAUAUAGCAAUGAUUAAUGUAGUCUCUCUCUCCAGGGUGAUGUGGAGGAGGACGAGGCAGUGCCGGACAGUGAGCAGGACAUCAAGCCCCGCUUCCAUAAGUCACGCACCGUCACCCUGCAGCACGAGGGAGGAGAGGGAGAGGAGGGAGAGGACAUUGACCAAGAUGACGAUGAUGAUGACGAUACGUUAUCUGACUGGAACCUACGUGAGUCUGACAUGACUUUAAGCCAACUGUUACUGAAACCACCACAGCCAGGAUGGGAGAAGAAUUAGAAAACAGACUGAUACUGUCGAUGGAUAGAGCAGGAGGAUUGUAUCUGCUGCAGUCUACAUGAGGCUUGUCUGUGUAUGCUUGCUUAAAGCAGCAUAAUAUAACUACAUUUGAUAGUCAUUCCUGUGGGACAAUAUGGUGGCAAAAGUAACAAAAACAAUUAAGUGGAUAUUCUUUCUGUAUUUGUGAAAAUAUAAGUGGAAAGUUGUUAAGUCUUUCUAUAGACUCUUUAGGUCCCUAGUGUUGCUUUUCUAGCCAAGAUCAGAGGUACUCUCUCACCAUCUAAACAGUACACUGAUUCAGUUACUUCCCUGUUUGGCUGCUCUGCUCUCCACUGUCAGUGCACUGCUCCCCAGCGUCUCAUUAGCAGUAAAGCUAGAGGUGGUAAUUGGACAGUGUGAACACUGAACAGCACAGCCAGAGUAGUGAUUACUGGCAUCAGUGAUGCUCCCUGCUGCUGUCUGGCAAUGGAGCGAUUCCCAUGCAGAGAUGCGCCAGAAAGGUGGAAGACCACUGUUAUCACAAUGGUGUCUGCAUAGAACAAAACGACAUAGAAUUGUUAUUCUGUAUCUGAGUGUUAGUUCACGUAACCGUUACUGAAAUGAUAUAGCUUUUUACUGGUGUCAUAGCUAGAUCACAAGGUGGAUAAUUCUUAGACAUGAUUUUUAUGGAAAUUGCUGUGUCAUUACUUCAGGGCUGUAGCUAGUCUCGUCAGCCAGACACCAACAUCAAUGACAUUCUGGUGACUGGAGAAUCUGAAACCGAGAACGGCUGAAGUGGAGGGUAGGCUGUUGCUAGUGUGUGUGACUGUUUGCGUGUUUGCCGACUGCAGAAUGACUUUGCAUUUAACUGCUGCUGUGGAAAUGAUGACAUGUUCUCAUCUGAACAUAUAUGAUGCUAAUUAGAGAUCGUUUUCUGAUCCACAGCAGGAUAUUGGUAGGACUGGUCUCCUUAACCUCAAAGGAAUGGGUGUAUAGGCCAGCGUGUUUUUUUUAAUUUGAAGAAUCUGUUACUGUUCAGACCAGUACAACAUGGCUUGGCCCAGAUUCAGUACUGUGAAAAGGGUAUGAUAUUAAAUGGCUAGUUCGCUCUAAAGCCAUCUUAGUAUUUUGUUCAUUAGUCCACUGUAAAUAACAUCCCCCAAAUUGCACAUGUCCCAGCAGUCAAGUUUUCAAGAUGGAGCACUUUCAGUACAGCUGUAAAGAUGUUUUUCAUCAUAUUUCUGAGUGAACUAUCCCUAUUAUCUCCCUGUAGGUAAGUGUUCGGCGGCGGCGCUGGACGUGCUGGCCAACGUGUUCCGGGACGAGCUGCUGCCCCACCUGCUGCCCCUGCUCAAGGGCCUUCUCUUCUCCCCUGACUGGGUCAUCAAGGAGUCUGGCAUCCUGGUGCUGGGAGCCAUCGCUGAGGGUAAGGACUAGGAAAUCAAUCAGUCACACUGUUUACACUUCACAUAGCUCUCUCCUUCUCUUGCUCAGUCUCAUCUGUGUGACUCUUUCUUUCUCUCAACUGAUUCUCUCGACUCUCCAUCUCUCUGCGCUGUUGCUCUCCUCUCUGCUGUGAUGUACAGUACACAGUGGUUCUUUCUCUAUCACUCCAUUGAGAGUUGACUGUCCCUCUGGAUAUGAUGCAUUCUAUGUAACUCCUGACUGUUAAUGAUGGUGUUAGUAUUCAUACUGUCUGAUCCAGAGGUCUCUCAUACAGUCAUAUUCCUAUACUGUUAAUUUUGCCACUCUUUAAAUUUAGGCUAGUCUUAGACAUUUUUUCUAAAAUAUCAUGAAGCCAGAUUUUUGUCAUUUGAAUAAUGAUGUACCGUAGUCUAAUUAUUGUCAAAAGGACAAACAGUGGGCCAUUUUAGUCCACUAAAUGCCCUUUCAUUCUAGUCACAUUUUGUCACAUCACAUUUGUAUUGCCUCAUAAACCUAUAGUAAACAUAAAUCACUGACUUCCAUGUUCACAAAUAUACAUAUCCUUGUCCUACCAACAUAUCUUUCUGCAUAACAUCCUAUCUCACGAAUUCUCUUCCCAACAGCCAAAUUGGCAGAAGAACACAUUACUCUGCAACAGAUAAAAAAACGAGUCAGAUAUUAGUCAGAGAUAAUUUCGUCUCAUUUUCAUGAACCAAAAAGAAAAAUAAUUUUGGUUAGUUGUAGUUUUUUCUGGGUCUGUUUAGUCAGUUAUCGUCUCGUCGAUUGCCACUGAAAAAUAGGGGUUUGAAUAUUUUUGUUGACGGAAUUAACAUGGCUCUCUGUCCCUGCAGACUCUUUCUCUGCUAAUGGAACUCUAGUUCCUUGUUGCAUUAUAUCAAUUCAGAUUGACUUAGCAGUGGUGCCGCCAUUCAUUUUUGUCAGUGGAUGCUCACGCCAAUGUCUGGUUCCCCUGUCACUCGAGUUGUCUACUUUCUCUCUCUCCACUGUGAAUUUGCUACACUUUGUCUCUCUCUCUCUCUCACUCUUCAGCCCUUUAUGACCCCACUGUCAGUGUUGGUCCAUGACACACUAAUAUAGGCUCCCAGAAGAUGUUGACAGUGUAUGGAGACGUGUCGCUGUCCUAAUGCAGCGUAGUUGUAAUGCCAUAUGUCUUUCCACUGCGCUGACCCCAGUUAACACGUCACUAAUAGGAUGUACACUAAUUGGAUUCCAUUUGAGAGUAUAUUUUAUAUUAAAACAUAUAAACACUUUAAGCCAGAUGACUGGCUGUCUUCACUGGCUGUGUGUGAUAUAACUUGGCCUACAUUUGUUGUCUAAUCGAAGUUGAUUCAAAUUCUAUCUAACUUUAUCGGCAUGAAAGGAGGAAUUGAAUGUUGCCUAAGCGAUACACAGAUGGCAAUAUUCAAUUGAAUCACUUCACAAUUACACCAGGUAAAGACAAUGUGUCAUGGUUAAAACCUGCUAAUAAUUAAGUUUACAUUUCUCUCUAUGCGUGCUUUGAACUCAUGACCUCCCUAGUAAACAGAUCCCCACCCCAAUCACAACCCAAAUAUUAAAAGACCGUUAUAGAAGGUAAAGUAAAAUUCCAUGCAUUGUGGUGCCUACCUCCCGGAGCUCCUUCCCCACCUCAUCCUGUGUCUGUGACAAAAACACCCUCUCUCUCUCUCCUCCUCUCCUCCAUGAUCAGGGUCUUUCCCUUCGGAGGUUAUCAUUAUUAUAUACAUGAUGCAUGUUGGUGCAUACAGGUGGAAUCUUCUUAGACAUGAUUUUGUGGAAAUUUACGUCAUUGCUUUAGGGCAGUUGCUAGUCUUGUGAGCGAUACAACAAUAAUGAUAUUCUGGUGAAUGGAGAAUCUGGCUUGUUGGGGGGAAAACCUAGAACGGCUGAAGUGGAGUGUAGGCUGUUGCUAGUGUGUGUGACUGUGUUUGUGUGCCGACUGCAGAAUGACUUUGCAUUUAACUGCUGCUGUGGACAUGAUGACACGUUCUCAUUGAACCAUAUAUGAUGUCUCUAGGAUCGUUUGCUGAUCCACAGCAGAAUAUUGAUAGGACUGGUCUCCUUAACCUCUUGAGCUGACAACAAUAACUGGUGCCGGAGGUCAGGCACUAGGCAGUGUUUUUGUUGUAGGUAGCUUUAAAAUCAAUACAAAAUUAUCUAUAGCUCUUAGAGCCUCUCAAAGCAUACAAUGGAAACGGGUGACUGUUGUGCUUCCAAUGGUCGGUAUUAUACUGCCCCCUGAUGGAAGAAAAGCAGUACUACACCUCUUAAUGAAAGAAGCGUUGGAGCAUCCGCUUGGCGUUUCCACUCACUACCAAAUAUGGUGAUGAGAGGAAGCCCAGUGGCCGGCAGUGGGAGAAGAUGGUGCGAGAUGGAUUUUUGCCGACAUUCUGCAAAUCUUAUCAACAAAAUAUUUGAUAUCCGUACAGUUUUCUGUUUCUAAAACUAGAAUCUGUAACAGAGUAGACUGCGUUUUCCAGACUUUACCCUUUUGCCGAAGUAAAACAAUUAAAAUGUGUUGUUUAGAAGGAGUGCAAGGAAGAAUUGAGUUAUUGCACACGCACACUUCAGAGUACGCGUUCCCUAAUGGAGAUAUGCAAAUAAAUGCUAGAACGCGCCAACAGGAUCUCACUAGCUGGUGCUUGGCUCUGCCCCUCCUUGCUUGUUCUGCCCACUGAUUAAUAUCCUCCCAUUGGAUACGACAGGCUCUGGUCGAUCUUGCAUUUAUUUAAAAAAAGUUGCCGUCCCUAUGCAAUUUUACUCCAUUUUCAUUGGCUCAUGAGAUCGAAACGGGGACUGACAGACUUCUGUAUCUGAAAAGUUAAAAAGCCAGUCCCUCUCCUUGACUCCUUUCGUUGAUAUGCAGUGAAAUCACAGGAACGGUGAAAGAAUGCAUAAUCUUAAAGGGACUUGUGAACUGUCCCUUUUAAGAUCGGUGCAAGUGAGUGAAAGGCCACACUGACAGGACACCACUUUGACCUAUUGAUAUGCAGCCUGUGUUUUAGUUGUUACCGUCCCUCACCCACCAAACUAACCCUGUCUCUCUGUGGCCCCCCAGUGUCUGUCGUCGGUGGCCACGGCCCUGCAGAGUGGCUUCCUGCCCUACUGUGAGCCUGUCUACCAGCGCUGUGUCACCCUGGUCCAGAAGACCCUCGCUCAGGCCAUGGUAAGAACCUAUAGAGCUCGCCAGCUUGUAGUCCUAAAAACUGGAAAUGAGUUACCUCUGGAUCGUUCAGCCAUUCCUAUUGGGGAAAUUAAUGUGGAAAGAAUGGGAUUUUGGGAUGAACGGUGAAAUUAAGAUCGGAGGUUAACGCAGGCUUAGAUCUUAUACAUUUUGUUCUGAGAUAUCAGUCGGUUAAUAACAUGACCUUUAUGAAUUAUGAAGCCUUUAUGUGCUUGUUUUGAUUACAUAAAUGCUUCAAUUCACAAAAAAGUGACGUUAGCUGAUGAAGAUUCUUAUAGAACAAAAUGUAUAUCUCCUAAGCCUGUGUUUACCACAGACCUUAUUUUCGGCGGUUAUCCCAAAAAACGAUUUUCCCCAUAGGCUUUGUCCAACGAGCCAUGGUGGAGUUAGUACCUACAAAAAUACGCCAUUACUAUUGCUCUCUAUAGUACUUUUAUACAUAUUAAAUCACCAGACAUGCCUUCAGUGAAGAACCAUGUUAAUGUAUGGCAACAAAAACUGUUACAAAAUAAGCUAGAUAUAGCUAGGUUUCCUUCUAAUUGGCGACAGAUUUUCAUUCGAAAAUCUGCAUAAAAACAAUAUGCGCAUUUUCCCAGAUUGUUGGGUUCAGUAACCGAAAGGUGGCUGGUUCGAAUCCCUGAGCCGACUAGGUGAAAAAUCUCUGUGCCCUUGAGCAAGGCACUUAACCCUAAUUGCUCCUUUAAGUUGCUCUGGAUAAGAACGUCUCCUAAAUGAAUGAAAUGUAAAAACAUUUAAAUAAAAGGCUGUGCGUGAUGUAGUGCACAUAAAAAUUACUUUUGUGGUUAAAUUCCCAUAUACCCCCCCAAAAAAGUAUACAAAUUGUUUCCAUCGUGUUUUCAACUCUACUGAUGAUUUUUAAAAUUAGUUUCACGCUGUUGGCGGUAGGUGCACUUGAUUCAGCAGCCCUAGCGUCGGGAAGGCAGUGUUCCCAUUUUGAACCAUUUCAUGUGUCUGAAGGUAGAACUCCACCUACCCGGCAGGCCCAGAGAGCAAAUCAAGUGCACCUAUAGGACUAUCGCUGGCCAUUAGAUAGCUCAGAUCACUGUCUGCACAGUUUCCUCAAGCCAUAGACUGCAAAAAGAAGCCUCGAACAUACAGCAAAGGUUUAAAACCAUGACUAGAGAGCGACUCAAUGAAUACAGCAUAGAGCUACUGGUUUUAUAAGUAAAUUAAUGUUUAAGUUAUUAAUCACUGUCAACACUUUGUUCAAACCUUUUUUAUAAGCCAUGUGUGCCGAUAAGCUUGUUAUUAUUAGCAGCUUAUCUUUUAUAUUAUCGAGGAAUAUUUCACUUUCUCUGUUUAUAGCAGUAACAACAUGAAUUGGUGCAUGAGGCAGAAAUAAUGCAGUGUGACUUGAGUUUUGCAAUCAGCUGGAAGACUGUCCCCUUUUCUCAGCGGAGUGAGGGAGAGAUGGUGAGUCGGGUGAGAGGCAGCCUCACCGCUGCUCAUUCCUCCCCUCAGACUGAUCAUCGGAUGCAGGCCAUCAGUCCAGUAAAAAAUAUAUACAAAUUAUGCUCACUUAGCUGUGCCUCACAAGUAAUACAACAAAUGAUAUAUUGCCAGUGUGAUCAUAUACCUACAUUUUUAAAAUAUAUAUAUUUUUUUUAAUGGUCAGAAUUGGUAAUUCAAGCAUAGCCAAUAUGCAGUGAUAAUGUAUUGGGCCUAUAGCCUACUGCACAAACCUCAUUGCUACAGAACUGUUAUUUUUUUGGGGGGUUAAUGUUGCAUAGGCUUAGGUUUUUUAAGUCAUGUUUUUAAAAAAAUCAGAGCUGUAGAUCUCAGCUUCCAUUUUGAUUCAGAAAGUGAUCUUGACUCAGAAAAGGUUGGUGACCGUUGGCCUACAUGAUGAGAUUAUUAUGGAAUAUUUUUAGUUUUCAAAUGGCAGCCAAGCAUCGAUCAUCAUGUCACCAGAAUAAGACCCUCGAUAUUUAUUGGAAAGGAGCAUCAAGCUCAUCACCUUGCACUUUCACCACCCUGUGAAGUUCAUCAUAAUUUAUUUAAUCUGUAGCCUAAUAAACUGCAUGCUUUCCCACGUCGUAGUGGGAGGACCACACAUGCCAUCGUGUGACUCUUCGGUAUGAUGGUAAUAUCAAUAUUUGCGCAGAAGUGUUUCCACCGCCAUUUCUCGCAUAAUACAUUUUACCGAAGCAAAAAGAUUCCACCUUGUCUAGCGAAUUUUGUUUUGUCGACGUUUGGAAAGGUUACAGACAAAUUUGCUCUUUCCAUCAUGCCUGUCGUGAUUUUUUUUUAUCCAACAUGUACUUUACUGGCAUGAAAAGGUUGGAUGGAAACCUGGUUUCAGAUAUUAAUUAUAAGUUAGAAUAUAAACAAAUGUUAAUUGUCAAUUUAUUCUACACCACAAAACAUAAGUUAGCGUAAACAAACUGCGUUUAUUCAGCAAUUUAUUAAACAUCGUACAGCGUUUUAGCUUCAUAUCCUAACUGUGAACAACAACCCACUGAUGACUCUCUGUCCGUCUCCUCUCUCUCCAGAUGUACAACCAGCACCCUGACCAGUACGAAGCCCCUGACAAGGACUUUAUGAUUGUGGCCCUGGACCUGCUGAGUGGCCUGGCCGAGGGCUUGGGGGGCAGUGUGGACCAGCUGGUUGCCCGCAGCAACAUCAUGACCCUGCUCUUCCAGUGCAUGCAGGUACACAGGGGCAUCCAAGUGCCAACUGUCAGUGGCCAUUUUGAAAAUGUUAAAUUAGUCAAUUUGAAGGAGGAUAAGUUGCCGUAUAGUUUAUACAGUGCUGCUCUGUCGUUCGCCAAAAAAAAAACUGAAACUGGUUUGUAUGAAAGUUGGUAUUAUUGCUGUUUGGAGUGUUAAAAGUUCCAAAUAUUUGUUUUAACCAGAUGUGUGUGUGUUUUUGAGACUAACUGUGCGUUCCUCCAGGACCCUAUGCCAGAGGUGAGACAGAGCUCCUUUGCUCUGCUGGGAGACCUGACCAAGGCCUGCUUCCCUCACGUCAAACCCUGCAUUGGUGAGUCGACCAUAGUAAUGAAGAAAUUACCUGUCAAUGUCAUGAAAAAGUAGAUUCAUAAUCAGGACUAGAUUACCAGUUGCUGGCGCUGAGGAGGUAUGUGUGUUGGAGUGACUAGUAGUUUAGGUAUUAUUUGUAUAUUGGUGAGUGUGUAUACCAGUGAUUGUGUGACUUGUUGAGUGUACUGUUUGUUUAACCUGUGUGUUUGUGGGAGUUUGUGUAUAGCAGGGAUUGUGUGACAAGUUGUGUGUAGUGUUUGUAUAUAAACCUGUGUAUCCCCCAUCCAGCUGAGUUCAUGCCGAUCCUGGGCCUGAACCUGAACCCAGAGUUCAUCUCUGUGUGUAACAACGCUACCUGGGCCAUUGGAGAGAUCGCCAUGCAGAUGGGUGAGUUACUGCUUGCUGUGUGUCCUGACUGCAGUCUUAAUUUAUUACACACCUGCACUCUUUACCUCACAACCACUCUUAAAUGCAUCUCACUAUCUCUGCUUUCCCUCGCUCUCUCCCUCCCUUACUAAUUCUCAUAAUAACACACACAGACAACCAACAACCAGUCUGCACCUAUGAUGAUCUCUCUAACAGACAUUCGAAAUCUGAAAUGUUCUAUGUGGAAGUUAAAGGUCUGAGUGUGUGACAGAGGUCCCGGUGUAGGGAUGAACACACAGAUGGUAAUGGUGUCACGUGUGUUAUGGUGUAUGCUGCUAGGGUUUGCUGUCUUUUGGAUGGAGCAUGUAGCUAACUCUGUCAGAUUUGAUUCGCUGCCCUUGCUCUAUAACCCAUGAACUCAAUGACCCUCUGUCAUACGAGUGAGUCAAUCUCCCUUGACUACAGUGUGCUGCAAGAUGCCUGAGUGAUGGGUCCUGCUACCAUUGGACUCUAACAGUGAGGCCUGCAGGUGUGUGCAAGCAUGGCAGGCCAACCAGCAGUAGUACAGUGUAGUGACAUUGUGCUAAAAUACCUCUACAGGGAGAACUGACAAGAAGGAUGAAGGAGAUUGCUCAGGUGAGCUAGGGGGAACCAUGGCUAAAGAUGGUGGCCAUUUUGGGAAAUUGGCCAGAAAUCAUGAGAACCCUAUUUUUGUAGCAACACCACCAGAUUCACUCCAUCAGUAAUCCAUGUUGGUAAUGGUGAUUUGAUAGAAGUGAUUGUAAUGAUGACACUAUAAAUACUCUAAAUGACAGUGAAUACUUGAUAGCGCUGAUGUUGGAGUUGACUGUAGACCUGGCUUCAAAUUCUAUUUGAAAUACUUAAGCUGUGCUUGAUUGUAUAUGAAAGGAACCUAUAGAAAAGGCCCCAAAGUUUAAACCCCGUCCAUUUGCCACUCCAGGCAGGCUAGAGAAAAUGCUCAAAGUAUCUGAAAGAUUUCCAAUAGUAAUUGAACCCAGGUAUGGGUAUACUCCCGAGUGGCGCAGUGGUCUAAGGCACUGCAUCGCAGUGCUAGCUGUGCCACUAGAGAUCCUGGUUUGAAUCCAGGCUCUGUCGUAGCCGGCCGCGACCGGGAGACCCAUGGGGCAGCGCACAAUUGGUCCAGCGUCGUCUAGGGUAGGGGAGGGAAUGGCCGGCAGGGGAUGUAGCUCAGUUCGUAGAGCACGCCGUUUGCAACGCCAGGGUUGUGGGUUCGAUUCCCACGGGGGGUAUGGGGAAAAAGAAAAAGUAAUGUAUGCACUAACUGUAAGUCGCUCUGGAUAAGAGCGUCUGCUAAAUCACUAAAAUGUAAAUGUAUGGAGAGCAAUGCCAUAAUUUCCAGCUGGUUGAUUGUGUUGUGUUUUCCCUGGUGACUGUAGGAUCAGACAUGCAACCCUAUGUUGGGCUGGUCCUCAACAACCUGGUGGAGAUAAUCAACAGACCUAACACACCCAAGACCCUCCUGGAGAAUACAGGUACGGUACUCACACAGACACAUGUUUAAAUCCCUACCCCCAUGGAAAACAACAAGUAUUUAGGCUCCAGUCCACUCCUAUUAUGAUCUCUUUUAACAGACAUUUGAAAUCUGAGAUGUUCAAUGUGGAAGUUAAAGCUCUGAGUGUGAGACUAGGAGAUCUGACUUUGAAGUUAUUGUUCUAAAACUUAUUGGUAUGGCCCUGUAGUUAUUGACACAUAAUCACUCCUCUGUUUCUCUUGGGACAGCCAUUACGAUCGGCAGGCUGGGGUACGUGUGUCCACAGGAGGUGUCUCCCAUGCUGCAACAGUUCAUCAGACCCUGGUGCACAUCGUUGAGGAACAUCAGGGACAAUGAGGAGAAAGACUCUGCGUUCCGUGGAAUCUGCAUGAUGAUCGGCGUCAACCCCGCUGGAGUGGUUCAGGUGAACACUGUUCCACACAGGAAUAUGGAUUUACUGGGGCCAAUACUUUAAAUAUUUUUGUUCCCCGAGUGUGUUGCCUCUCCACUCUUGUCUAUUAUGAACUCUAAACAGACAUUCUUAAUCUGAAUAACUAGUGUGGAUGUAAUUUAGACUCUGAGGUAACUCUGGUGAGAGAAGGCACAUUGUAUUCAACCAAGCGUGUUUGGUGUCAUUGAAGGAUGAUUGGAACCUAAAUGAGUAAGGGAAUGUGGAUGAUGAGGAUGUUGUCAUAUGAACUUUGGUGUCUCUCUUCAGGACUUCAUCUUCUUCUGUGAUGCUGUGGCCUCCUGGGUUAGUCCUAAGGACGAUCUGAGAGACAUGUUCUACAAGGUAAGCACUCGGGAGAUAUAUACCUCAACAAAUCUCACCCAUACGUUUGAUCCUCAGGAUACAAAGGUUCUAGACUGUUGGGUUCUAAGUAGACCUCAUGCUCCUCUUCCUCCACACCCUGUGAUGAUCUUUAUCUACAGACAUUCGAAAUCUGAACAUAUAUUGUGGAUAUUUUAGACUCUGAGAUGUGUGGUGCCAAGAAAACAAAAGAACCAGCUUUGCCAGUCGCUGAAGACCACUGACCGUAUACCCCACCUUGAUUUACAAGCUUUGUUUGUUGUGUUGUAGAUCCUCCAUGGCUUCAAGGACCAGGUGGGCGAGGAGAACUGGCAGCAGUUCUCAGAACAAUUCCCCCCUCUGCUGAAGGAGAGGCUGUCGGCCUGCUAUGGCGUGUAGUUCCCCUCGCCGACACAGGACACGCCUGUCAGGUAUUGACUCACUUUAGGUAGAACUGAUCUAGGAUCGGCUUCCUUUCCCCAUAUCCUAAUGUUAUGUUUAGUCCAUGUUCUCUCUGUUCACCUGAAUAAAAAAUUAACUUGUUUUCCCUUUUCUCCCUCCUCUUCCUAUUCGCUCCUCUUCUCCCACUUUGUCCCCUCUCCAGGUUUAAUCUACGGGAGGGUUACUGGGGGAACUCAUCCAUCUGUGUUACUGCACUGCCCUGAUCGUGGGGGGAGGAGGAGAGGGAUUGGCCCUGGCUCCUGUCCAUUCAGACUACAAGUCCCACGACCCUGUGUGUCUCUGUGAGGGUGGGUGGGAGGGAGGGUUACUGGGAGGGAAACUGGGGAGAAAACCUCUGGAUUUCAAACGCCAAACUUAAAUCCAACGACAUACUCCGAUGUAACCAAAGCCACAGGGGUUCUAUAAGAGGGGGAGGGAGGGUAGGAUAAGCAAAUGCACGGGCCGGCUACGAACGGCACUAGAUCCAUUCGAUAACCAAGGUUAGAGGAGAGCUGUGGUGGGAGGGCGGGCGGGGUGGCAGCAACCCCGGAAUAAGUAAAUUAAGGAGAAAUCUCAAAACCAGCCCAGGAGCCACAGUUUAAAAACACAACACACAUAUGUAGACUGGCACACUUAGACUUAGUUCAGGCAGGGAAGGUAGUUGCCCUGGCCCGAACGACCAAUCGGUGCACAAGCACAUUGCAUACAUUCUACAAUAGUCAUUUGAGAAUCUAUACAAAGGCUGUGGGUGGGAUACAGAUGUAGCGCUAAUGUUUUAUAAUAGCUGCCUGAAGGCUAGCCUCAGAGGGGAAAGCAUGAGAGGCUUUUCAACAUAAUAACGGGGAGAGUUCUAGAAGAGUAAUUUGCACCUAUACUACACAAGCUUUCAUAGACCGUACAUUACCGUACCUGUUCAUAUUGGGACUUAUCUCUAUAAAACACAGGUACAUUUAGACAAUUUUUCUUCCCUUGCUUGCAGAAUUUAUUUUUAUUUUUGAAAUGAUAUUUGUUUCCCUUCUAAGAAAAAUAGUAAUUUAAAUGUAGUCUGUUUUUUUUCCUUUCCCAGUUCUUACUACAACAGACCGACACAAUCCUUCCAGAAAUCAUUUACUGUAGUGCUGACAAAUGUCAUUUUUUCCUUUUGACUAGCUCUAGUAAGGGUUUGAUUGGUUUGCAUGGCAUUGAUCACCUCUUGUUAAGUGACGUGUGUGUGCGUAUCUUGUUGUUACAAGUAGUUUUACAUUCGGAAACAAUGGUAGUAGGCUUAUCGUUCUAAGGUAACAACACUAGGUUAUUUGCGCCCCCCCCCCCCCCCCCCCCCCCCCUUAUUCUGUGACCAGCCCUCCCCUGUCGCCAUACUUAACACAUAGCAAACGGGUGGGUUUCUUUAGUGUCGAGAUCCAGUAAUGUCAUAGUUCAGAGACGCAAGGUUCAAUCGAUCUUAUAGAAGAAUAACUCCCUGCAACCAGUUAUACUGUAGUAAAAAUCAUAAUCCGUUUUGCUGCUACUUCUUUUGUUUUUAUAGUAUUUACAAUGGAUUAGAGCGAUAAGGCAUCAGUAAGAACUUUAUAAUACAUCAGUUGCUGGUUCUUUUUGAUAUUAUGCACUUUUAUUUGUAAGAAUGUAGAAUCUCACUUAAAUGAUAGACAGUAAAUAUACCAAUCUUAAGGGUAUAGGCUCUAUUUCUUUUUGUCAAAUGAUUUUAGGACUGUUAUGGUUUGCUGAAGUAAGACACGAUAUAAUGAAGUUAUUGUAUAAGCAAUGGUCAAAAUGAGAAGUUAAGGCUAAUGCCGCCGUUCAUAUGCUAGGUUAAUAAGUAAGGCAUCCAAUCAGAUGGAUGGAAUUGAUUUAAAGGGUAAGUUGAGGACCAUAGAUUUAAAUGGUCAAUCUGCAGUUUGAAUAAUACCAAACAGCUAACCCGCCACUGAUUUGGUAAACAGCUGAGGGAUGUGGCUGGAGAAGUGUAACGACUCACGGACAGAGCAAUGGAUACAGGGACUGGACUGUCCAUGAUAUCAAGAUGAUUGUUUUAACCAUGUUUUGAGGCAAUACAGUAUUUGUAUACAUUUUAUUUCCAAAAAAUGAGUAAAAAAGCUUACUUUGGGUUCUGAUGGGGUACGACAGUUGAGCUAAGAUCAUUAGGCAUAUGUUAUAUUCAAGAAUCAAUGGCUAUAAUUCAUUUGAAAGUCAAAAAAUGCAUUUAGCAAUCAGAUUGCUCCUUUUAAAAGGGAAGGACUGACAGACAUCAAGUAUUUUGGAUCCUGUGUACAUCCCACAAGUGUUUCCAGACAGUCCAACAUAAUGUUUCCCAGCCUUUUCUACGUGAGCAGAAUGAUGAAUAGUAGGGGAGACUGCUGUAAGUCCGCAAAGAUAGAAAAAUACCUUGACUAG